Messenger RNA from Rotaria sordida, 363 nucleotides. The record is from the annotation of a GenBank genome assembly. Lineage: Eukaryota; Metazoa; Rotifera; Eurotatoria; Philodinida; Philodinidae.
AUGAAACCAGAUUAUUCAGUUUAUCCUUCGAUGAUAAGAGCUCAAUCGGGACUUAUUUGGUUAUAUGAUAAUUCAAGCAUAGUAUCAACUUUUAAUGCAAGUUUCCCUCUCGAUGUGUCAGCUACUAAAUGCAACCAUUUAUCAAUAUGUCUUUGGUAUAUAAUACCUUUACUUUCAUUAGAUGAUUCACUUGGAAUGCAAUAUGUUCUUCUUGGUGAAUACAAUAAAUGGACAGCUGUUCGCCAACAACAAUUUAUUUUCAUAGUUACGGAUAUUGAAAAGAACCAAGCACAAGGCAUACCUUCUGGAAAAGUUCCAAUCGUUGUCUUUCAUUCAGCACUCAAAUUAGCUGCAACUGAAUAA